This is a messenger RNA of Drosophila erecta, 750 nucleotides long. RefSeq names its product cytochrome c oxidase subunit 7C, mitochondrial (gene COX7CL). Lineage: Eukaryota; Metazoa; Arthropoda; Insecta; Diptera; Drosophilidae. Gene Ontology annotation, biological process: mitochondrial electron transport, cytochrome c to oxygen. The transcript is spliced from 3 exons. The coding region runs from base 462 to 689 and encodes 75 amino acids. The record is from RefSeq and is a predicted model, not a curated record.
AUAGCAGUUAGUCUGAAUACCUUGUGACUAAAUUAAAUAUUAGCUUUCUAAACCAUAUCCAUACAUUUACAUGUAUGGUUCGCAAAAUAUACCAUUUCCUAUCCAUAGUUUUAAUUUCAUUGUUAACGUGACAAUUUUAUUACCAAAAAUUAGAAUGUAGAAUGUCUGACAUCAUUCCAAUGUACACUUAUAAAUAAUAUUUAAAAAAGUGAAAAUAGGGUUGCCAACUGCAAGUGCGUACAGGCAAAAAGUUUUUUAAAUUGAAUACUGUAGUAUUGGUGUCAUUUCUUCAGGGAAAACAGGGGAUACUAUUAGUAGGCUUACCUUUAGAGAAAUGACAGGCAAUUUUUCCAAAACCCAGUAAUUCCAUUCAAUCGCUAGAAGUCUGGGAGUAACAUCUCACUUGCAAGUAAUCAAAUAUUUUCAUAUUCCCGUCUCAACAAACGGAUUAAAAUUUACUCAUGUGGCCCACACUUCGUAAAUCCAUUGGCAAUUUUGCCGGGCCGCUGAAGCGUCAUGGAAGUGGAUAUUCAGGCGGUAGUCCUGGAGUGAAUUUACCCUUUGGCUUGGAUAGUCCGAUGCGCUUCACGCUAUUUUACCUAAUUGCGGGAAUCGUGGGCUUUGGGGCUCCGUUCCUAGUGAUUCGUCACCAGAUGCUUCGCAAUGUAACCGAGGAUCCCAAGGAGUAAUAAUCUCAAAGAAUCUGACAUAGAACACUCGUUAAUAAAUUAAUAAAAUACAUUGCACAUG